This is a messenger RNA of Seriola aureovittata, 1008 nucleotides long. It is a transcript of the gene pdzk1ip1, whose product is annotated as PDZK1 interacting protein 1. Bases 195 to 548 code for a protein of 117 amino acids. The transcript is spliced from 4 exons. The record is from RefSeq and is a predicted model, not a curated record. NCBI's taxonomy places the organism in Eukaryota, Metazoa, Chordata, Actinopteri, Carangiformes, Carangidae.
AAUUGUGCCGACCUGCUGAUCCACCUGACACACCUGAAACUCUCAGCUUCACUCCGCUCGCGGUUUAACACUGAGAGUUUAAAGUUUUAAAUCGACCACUGAAGCGUCACUUUUCAAUUUUUUUUUAACAGGAUUUGAUUGUUUCAGGUUUCAGUACUUAGUUUUUUCUUCAGUCAAGAGUUGGAGAAACAACAAUGGGGAAACCCUCUGCAGUGAUUUCCUGCUUGUUGCUGAUUGCGGGAGCAGUGACGGCCCAGACAGAUCAGAGACAGGUCAGUGAGCGUCUGCUGCCUCAGUGGCUUACUGGCAUCAUCGCCGUUGCCGCCUUCCUUUUCCUCACCUUCGUCAGCUUCCUGGUGAAAAAGGCCUGGUGUGAGGAGUCCAGUAGGGCAGCGACCUCUGUGGAGUCAGAGAGAGAAAAUGAUCUCGUCAUGACCAAUUGUAACACCUAUGAGACCACCCUGGACAUGGUCAGGAGCAAAGAAGACAUGAACGCUUACGACAACCUGGUGAUUGACAGCACCGAUGACAAAGUUACCGCCAUGUGACCAACCUGAACUGAUCCUGCAUCAGCGUCGUCCUCAGCAUUACUGGACAGACACACAAGACAUACAUAUGUUUAUAGUAACAAAUGAACAUUUACAGUUGAUGUUUUUAUUAAUUUUGUUUGUUUUAUCGUAGCUGUCAUCCCAGGUGGGUGGAGUUUACCAUGAUGAACUUCAGAUAUCAUCCAUGUUGAAUUUACGUACAAAUAUAUUCUGUGACUGAUUUUUUUUCUGUUUUGACUGUAGCACAUUUCUAGGGAGAACCUGCAAAUCAUUUAGCAUAAUAUGUACAUAAUAUGUAUUCCUGGCUUUUUAAAUCCUCACUCACCUUUCAGAGCAGCUGACUGUCCUGUGAGCUCUGUGCUAAUUAAUAAGUUAUCUUUUUUAACAAACUGCUGUGUCGGCUCUCGUUACUGAUCAGUGAAAGAAUAACCUGUGAUUAAUAAUUAAACAGUUUUACAGU